Molecule: messenger RNA, 1439 nt
Organism: Brassica oleracea var. oleracea
Lineage: Eukaryota; Viridiplantae; Streptophyta; Magnoliopsida; Brassicales; Brassicaceae
Product: protein WVD2-like 1
Exons: 6
Coding region: 152-1159 (335 amino acids)
Biological process (GO): microtubule cytoskeleton organization
Molecular function (GO): microtubule binding
Source: RefSeq, a predicted model, not a curated record
AAUUGAAUUAAUUAACUUUUGAAAGAAGAGAAAUUCUCUAAGGAGGUAGACGAGAAAGGGGGGAUUUUGCGAAGAGUAAGAGAGAAUGCAUUUGACAAAGCGUCUGCAGAAAUCGGACCUAUAAACCUGGUAAUGGGGAGAGGACAAACACAUGGAUAAGAACCCAAGCAGUAGUAUCACUGUCACAGGAAGUUCAACUGGAUCAGCAGAAUGCACUACUGAUCACAACUUGGUUGCCCAUGACGGAUCUUCUGACCAUAAGAAAAAGCUAAACACACCUUCGCCUAAAACCCUUGGUAUGAAUUACACUGUUCCAAAGCCAUUCUCUCUGUCACCUGCUUCCAGAAGAACACCUGUUGGAUAUAAUAAUAAUAACCCACCGGGAAAUGCUGUUAGCCGCAACUCUUCUUCAAGAUCUAGAGGUUCACAGACAAAUUUGCCUCUAACAGCUAGGAAGACUGUGAGAGAUCAGAAGAAGCACCAUGAUGAUGAAGAAGAAGAUAGCUUUUCUGUUGCUUCCUCGUAUCCUUUUUUAUUGUAUUUGUUUUUAAUAUCUAACUCUUUUUUUUGCCUGGUCCUUAGCUGCCAAUAUAUGUGUAGAACAGCUACAUCUGUAAGAAGUAAGGUAACCAUUGGAGUUGCUCCAACAUUUAGGAGCACAUCGCGGGUAGAGAGACGUAAAGAGUUUUACAAGAAACUAGAGGACAAGCAGAAAGCACUUGAGGAAGAGAAGAGAGAAAACGAGAAAAGGCUCAAGGAAGAGCAAGAAGUAGUCACUAAGCAACUCCGGAAGAACAUGGUUUACAAAGCUAAUCCUGUACCAAAUUUCUACUACGAAGCUCCUCCACCGAAACUUCCAUUGAAAAAGUUUCCUCUGACUCGGCCCAAGUCACCAAACCUUAACCGUAGAAAGAGCUGCAGCGAGACAGUUAACUCUUCACAUCAGGAGGUGAAAGGGAAGCCUUUUGCUCGACGUAGACACAGUGUAGACGGUUGCAAGAAAGAAUCCAAAGCGAGUAAUAAUAUCCCAAGGACUCCAAAUGUGAAAAAGUUCACAAAGGAAACUCCAACAAAGUCUGAAGAAGUUUAUGGAAGAAGCAAGAGUGGCCAUGAGGGAGAGGUAGGUGAGAAAUGCAUUGAUGUUGUGAGUGAAGCUUAGUUAUAGUUUCUUUUGACUAACAAGUAAAAUGGGUAAGAAGCAAUUGUAAGGGGGAAGAACAAGUUUUUAGAGUGAAGAACAAUCUCAAAGUUUCACCUUUCUUUUUGCUCAAUGUUCUGCAGGUCAAUUGCUCUAUAUUUGAUUUCUUAAGCAGCUACUCCACUUUCAUUUGAUCUUUUCUUUAAUCUGUUUUGACAAAUGAUGUGAAAUGUAUAAUUAAGGUUGUUGUAUUAAAAGCUACUGGAAACAGAGACUUUAAAACAGAGUACAGAACUUUUCA